UGAAGAGUCUUCUCAUCGACCUGGAACUGCCGGUAAAGAUAGUUAGAGCUCGUCAGAACAUAGUCUCCACUCUACCUUUCCACCGAUAUCGCUCAAUCCGCCAGAUCAUCAAGAUGGCUACCGCAACACUCGCCAUCCCUCCACCCAUCUUCUCUCCCUUUCUCGAUGACCAGUGCGGCAAGAUCAAUGCCAAGGGAGUAUCAUGGGAGGGAUACCAGCGAGCCAAGCUCGUAUCAGCCGAGGAGGUAACCCUGCUAAAGAGCUUGGAGCGUCAGCCUCGAUCCCAAAAGUCUGCUCUGUUUGCUCAACAAGGAUCAACAUAUGCCAAACUAUACAUCGAGCUCUUGCGAAAACUGCAAAAGGUCGAUACCGUUCAGGCUGUCCUCGUCGGGAUCUCAAACAUGCUCGGAGAACCCGACACAUUGCCCUUGUUCCACAACCUGCGAUCUUCAAGUGAUUCCAAAUCGGACGAUCCUUACGGACCUUUGAUCAAGUGUCUCUCGAUGCAGGACGAGUUUGUCCUCCUGGAAAGCUUAAGGAUCAUGGCUCUUCUCAUCUCUACCGAUCCUCAACCUCUCCCUACAGAAUCUACGACCCCCCUUCUCAACUCCCUCGCCAAGCUUACCAACUCCAACCCGUCCCCUGCCCGUGAUCUCGCUAUCCAAUGCCUUGGAGCUAUCCUGAGCACGAGGAAGAUUCGACAUGCCGUUUGGGAACACGAUUCGCUCUUGUCUGGCUUGAUCAAGGCUUUGAAGUCGAACCCGACACCUCAGCUGCAAUACUGGAUUAUCGUCUGUUUCUGGGAGCUAAGCUACGAGGACGAGGUCGCAAAGGGCGCUGACAAGCGAUUCAACUUGAUCCCGCUUUUGACGGAACAGGCUAAGCACGCUGCCAAGGAGAAGGUUACCCGUGUUAUCAUGGCUACCUUGAAGAACCUCCUUCUUAUCGCCCCCGAGGUAAAUGUGCCUUCAAUGAUCGCUGCCAAGCUCCUCACAUUGGUGACUUCGCUAUCAACGAGGAAAUGGUCUGAUGACGAUGUGAUCGAGGAUAUUGGGCUCUUGAAGUCGGAGCUCAAGGACCGAUUAGAGGGAUUGACUACUUACGAUGAAUACGUCUCGGAGGUGUCAAGCGGUCAUUUGACUUGGUCAGCGGUGCACGAGUCGGAAGACUUCUGGAAGGAGAACGCUGAACGUCUCGGUACCGAGGGUGGUGGAAAGACUAUCAAACAACUAAUCUCUCUGCUUAGCGGUACCCGUGAACCGCUCGUGCUGAGUGUCGGAGUGCACGAUGUGGGCAAGUUUUUGCAAUACGGCGGCGAUCGCGCAAGAAAGUUGGUGACGGAUAACGGUGGCAAGGUCAAGGCUAUGGAGCUCAUGGCACAUGACAGCCCUGACGUAAAAUAUCAGGCUCUUAUCACCGUCCAAAGGCUCAUGUCCCAAGCUUGGUCUACACCCUCUUAGAAUGACCAAUCUGCUCCGUUAUAUUUGUGUCCCUUUCUUGUAUGAGACCGUUUGAUCAAGAUGACUAUACCUCUGUCGACCCUCA
Filobasidium floriforme is the source of this 1545-nucleotide messenger RNA. RefSeq names its product armadillo-type protein. The record is from RefSeq and is a predicted model, not a curated record. NCBI's taxonomy places the organism in Eukaryota, Fungi, Basidiomycota, Tremellomycetes, Filobasidiales, Filobasidiaceae. Gene Ontology annotation, biological process: proton transmembrane transport. The coding region runs from base 114 to 1460 and encodes 448 amino acids. Gene Ontology annotation, molecular function: proton-transporting ATPase activity, rotational mechanism. The transcript has 13 exons. Gene Ontology annotation, cellular component: vacuolar proton-transporting V-type ATPase, V1 domain; fungal-type vacuole membrane.